Molecule: messenger RNA, 972 nt
Organism: Hylaeus volcanicus
Lineage: Eukaryota; Metazoa; Arthropoda; Insecta; Hymenoptera; Colletidae
Exons: 2
Coding region: 1-972 (323 amino acids)
Source: RefSeq, a predicted model, not a curated record
AUGGCUAAUAUCUUAAACAUUGGAGGCGAACCGAUCUUUGACGACAGCAUCGCCAAAAUUGAGACUCGCACAUACAACCCAUACGCCAACACAACGUUUGAGCACAACGAUGAGAUACGAACACAUACAACAACUAUACAACAGCAGGAUUUAUACACGUUACCAUGCGAGAGCUUUCUAUACGUUGAAGGAAGAUUCAGAGUAAAGAAACCAAAGGAAGGGCUAAACGUUAGAAUAACAAGCACCAUCAAAAAUUUUGUGUCCCUAACAUUUGACAAAUCGCUAAUUUUACAGAAUGCUGGAUGGAUCACACAGUCAAACAUACCGAUAGGUUACUUUAACUUUUGUGUACCGCUCAACAUGCUGUUGGGUUUUUGCGAAGAUUACAGGCGUAUAGUAAUCAACGCUCGUCACGAACUCAUUCUUAUACGCGCGCGCAGUGAUAAUAAUUGCAUCGUUGGAGAUUCCACGCUGGAACCGGUGGUCGAAUUAUUAAAGAUACAGUGGCGAAUGCCUCACGUCGUACUGAAUGAUACGAAUAAACUAUCGUUGUUGCGAAUUUUGGAAAGCGGGCAAUACCUAAGCAUGAGUUUUCGUUCGUGGGACCUGUACGAAUACCCUUUGUUGCAAAGUACGACAAAACAUUCGUGGGCCGUUAAAACUGCGAUUCAGCUGGAGAAACCGCGAUACGUCAUUUUUGCACUGCAGACUGGUCGAAAGAAUAUCAUGUCUGAAGAUGCGAGCAACUUCGAUGCAUGUAAAUUGACCAACGUGCAACUUUAUCUGAACUCUGACUUUUAUCCAUACGAUGACUUGAAUCUUGAUUUUGAUAGAAACAGAUAUGCUAUUCUUUUUUAUAUGUAUGCACGUUUUCGUAAAGCUUAUUACGGAUACGACUGUUACGAAACGCUUUGCAACAUGGACAACUUUUUGUUGCAUGGGCCGUUUGUAGUCAUGGAUUGCUCGCGAUAG